AUGCGCCCGAAACUUCUGCUGUUCUGUGCUCUGGUGUGCCUUAUCGUCGUCCUGACCGAGGGCAGGCAAAGGAAGGUAAACAGCCGUAGAUCCCUGGGUCUCAGGCAGCAGAGGCUUCAACGUAAUGUGCGUCACGGAAGCAGGCUGGCUGCCAGAGCAAGACCCAGCCGUGGAAACAGACUUAGUGCCGUCAAUAAAAGAAGCAGGAGGAGUCAGCGAAACAGGAAAACCAAUGCCAAUGCAAAGGCCAAGGCAUCAAAGGCCAGGGCGUCAGCCGCUCAGUCAGUCAGUGACGGCUCUGGCUAUACCAGCCUGCCGCUCGACUUUCAACAGAACUUUGUACGCACUACAAACAAUCUCCGAUUCGAGAAGUCUUUCCUGGCCAGCCGAUAUGGCCAGAGCUUUGCCACGACUACGGGCAAGACUACGUUGAGGAACACGGCCAAUAUGGAGUACACCUGCAAGAUGAACAUUGGCACACCGAAUCAGUCGUUCACGGUCCUUCCCGACACUGGCAGCUCCAACAUCUGGGUUCCGGGCCCCAAAUGCACCGACAAGGCAUGCAAGACCCACAAGCGAUAUCAUCCGGGCAAGUCCAGCACCUAUAUAAAGGACGGCAAAGCCUUCGUCAUCACCUACGGCUCGGGCAGUGUCAAGGGAACGCUUGCCAGGGACACCGUGCGGGUGGCGGGUCUGGCUGUGACCAACCAGACGUUUGCAAUGACCAAAAAGGAGCCGGGCACCACCUUUACGGCAUCGAACUUUGAUGGUAUCCUCGGCCUGGGCUUUCGCAGCAUUUCCGUGGACAAUGUGAAGACUUUGGUGCAGAAUAUGUGCUCGCAGAACGUCAUCUCGAACUGCGUCUUCAGCAUCUGCAUGAAGGGCGGCGGGAGCUCGAAGCGGGGUGGGGUCCUCGUCUUUGGCAGCACGGACACCAGUGCUUACACUGGCUCCGAAGCCUACACGUACACGCCCGUCACCAAAAAGGGCUACUGGCAGUUCGACCUACAGGGCUUCUAUAUGGGCGACACUAAGGUGAGCGGCAGCACCCAGGCCAUUGUUGACUCGGGCACAUCGCUGAUCGCGGCUCCCAAGAGUAUCUUUAACAAGAUCAACAAGAUCCUCGGCUGCACCGUUACCUCCAGCGGCGAGUGCUGGAUGUCGUGUGCGAAGAAGGUGUCGGAUCUUACCUUCGUUAUAGGUGGCAAGAAGUUCGUGCUUGCGGGGAACAAGCUCAAGCUCAAGGUGAGGACCACCAAGGGCCACACAAUCUGCAUUUCGGCGGUGUCUGACAUGGGCACGAACUUCUGGAUUCUGGGCGAUGCCUUCAUCAGACAUUUCUGUACAGUGUUCGAUGUGACUAGGAAUCGCAUCGGAUUUGCUGCCUCAUCGUAA
Molecule: messenger RNA, 1395 nt
Organism: Drosophila persimilis
Lineage: Eukaryota; Metazoa; Arthropoda; Insecta; Diptera; Drosophilidae
Product: lysosomal aspartic protease
Exons: 1
Coding region: 1-1395 (464 amino acids)
Biological process (GO): proteolysis; cell death
Cellular component (GO): lysosome
Molecular function (GO): aspartic-type endopeptidase activity
Source: RefSeq, a predicted model, not a curated record